Messenger RNA from Parathielavia appendiculata, 710 nucleotides. RefSeq lists its product as uncharacterized. NCBI's taxonomy places the organism in Eukaryota, Fungi, Ascomycota, Sordariomycetes, Sordariales, Chaetomiaceae. The record is from RefSeq and is a predicted model, not a curated record. The transcript has a single exon. The coding region runs from base 109 to 609 and encodes 166 amino acids.
UGGGCCGGCUUCGUGUUGGCGGCAACUUGGGAUUGAGCGGAUGAGGUAUUUCCAACACGCAAAUUUGUUGGUGACGGAAGAUUUGAGGCUGUGCCACAACCGUCUCAAAUGGCAAGUGCUGCUCCUUCGAAGCUCGACGGAGUAGGUCCGCAGCUAGUUUGCUCCCACUCAUCCGGUGAAGGCGAUCCAGCGAGUCUGAAGUCAAGGCGGCCGGCCGGCACUGCCGUUGCCACCCGGAAGAAGCACUUGGGCAUCCCAAACACAACUUUCUGUCGGGUACGCCUGUAUCGCCGUCUUGCUCGUAAGUCUGUCAAUAAAUCUAACUCUGACUGUCUAGCUAUUCGAGCAUGGUUGCCUCGAAGGCAGCAGCCCGAAGUAGCUGGUGCAAUUCAGGUACCAACGGAGGUGGCCAUGCUGAGCAUGAAGAGAAGGGAUGAAGUCACGACAGGUAGCAGCUGGAUUCACACACGAGCAGCCCACACGUGCAAGCAAACUGAGAGAUGGCCUCAUACUCUUGUAUUGCUACAGCGCAAGAGUGAAUUUAAAAAGAAAACCCGAAAUAUGCUAUGCCCUGUAUCCUCAACACAAGACGUCAAAAAUGCAGCCUAGACAAACAAGCAACCACAACAGGAACCCGGCAGCCAACCCUCCUAGGAUGCCUGUCCAAGAGGAGCCGAUCCUCGGCCCACCUUCACUCGCAAAAGCCGUGU